AUGGGAGCGUUAGUCGGGUGCAGGCUAGCAAAGGUCAUACGGAGCUCCCUUACAAACUGGCCACUGAAGUUCUACUUCUGGACGGAUUCCAGCAUCGUCCUUCAAUGGAUCAAAGGAUCAGCCCUCCGGUGGAAACAGUUUGUACGGAACCGAGUCACCGAGGUACAAUCCACCACAGAUCCGGCAUCUUGGCGUCAUUGCCCGGGGAAGGAGAAUCCCGCAGACUUGCUGACGAGAGGAGAGAAAAUGCAAAGGUUGUCGAGCUGCAAGAGGUGGUUUAAGGGUCCGGAAUGGCUGAUUAGAACUACAGAGUCAUGGCCGAACUCAGCACCUAAGGAAAAAGUAGAGGACGAAGAACUGGAAGCUGAACGUGUAAAGACCCAAGUCUUGUUGGCAGGCAACGACCGUCCAACGACCAGCGUCUUGAGCCUGGAGAACUGCAGCCGACUGCAAUUCGUCCUCCGUGUGACCGCGUGGGUGUACCGCUUCAUCAACAACUGCCAACCGAAAGUAAAGGUUUCAGGGCCUCUAACAGCCGAAGAGAUACAGAGGGCGGACCUCUACUGGAUCAGGGAGGCGCAGAAACAAGAGUACAACACAGAGAUGCAGCAACUAAGGCGCGGCGACGGGGUCCACGAGAAGUCUCCAAUCGCUGAGCUACGACCAGUGCUUGAUGGUGACCACAUAAUGAGGAUAUCGAGUCGUUUGCAACACGCUUCGUUGUCUACGUCUGCAAAGCACCCGAUAUUACUGCCUAAUGGACACAGGCUUGCUGAACUCGUUGUGGAAAAGGCACACCGACGGCUGCUACAUGGAGGUGUGCAAGACACCAUGACCGAAGUAAGGGAGCGGUAUUGGAUCCCCAGAUGUCGACAGCUGGUGAAAAAAGUCCUACAUCGGUGCGUCGUCUGUCGGCGGUUCAAAACUAGACCAGCAUCAGCUCCCGUUGCUCCGCUUCCUGCUGAUCGAGUAAAGGAAACAGGACCGUUCGAUGUGAUAUGGAUCGAUUUCGCUGGACCCCUAUUCGUGAAGUCGCCGGACGGAGGGGAUCAGAAGACAUAUAUCGCUUUGUUCACCUGCGCAGUUACCCGAGCGGUACACUUAGAGCUGGUGACGACGAUGAGUACCGCAAGUUUUCUGCUAGCCUUCAGACGGUUCACUGCCCGACGAGGUGUCCCGUCCGUAAUAUACACGGACAACGCUUCAACAUUCAAGAAAGCGGACAGAGAGAUCUGGAAGGCACUGCGCGGACCAAGUUUCCAAGACCACCUCACCGAAUGGGAAAUUCACUGGAAGUACAUUGUGGAGCGUGCUCCGUGGUGGGGUGGUUUCUGGGAGCGGCUUGUCCGAGUGGUGAAGAACAAUCUCAAAAGGAUCCUUGGGAAAAACCGGUUCAGUUUUGAAGAACUGACCACGAUCCUGCACGGUGUGGAGGCAGUCGUAAACUCACGUCCUCUGACUUCCGUCGCCGACAGCCCGGAUGAAGCAGAACCACUUACGCCAGCGCAUUUCUUGGUCGGCAAGCGGGUUACUUCGUUACCAUCCUUCUCUGGGAGCGCACCUAAGCCGACAGAGGAUCUACAGGCCCGUUGGAAACAACAGCAGCUCUUACUAGAUCGUUUCUGGAAACGAUGGAAAGAAGAGUAUCUUCUGCAACUUAGGUCAGCGCACAUGGCCAAGACGUCCAGCAGAAAACCGACGCUACGAGUGGGAGACUUAGUCAUUGUUCAUAAUGAGAGACUACCGCGUCACCUGUGGAAGACCGGACGCAUCACAGAGGUGUUUCCAGGCAGGGACAAAAACAUUCGCGCGUGUGCAGUAAGACUGUCGGACAAAACAGUAUUGCGCAGACCAGUGCAACUGCUCUACCCCUUAGAGAUUUGUUAG
Ornithodoros turicata is the source of this 1887-nucleotide messenger RNA. RefSeq lists its product as uncharacterized. Gene Ontology annotation, biological process: DNA integration. Bases 1 to 1887 code for a protein of 628 amino acids. The record is from RefSeq and is a predicted model, not a curated record. The transcript has a single exon. Lineage: Eukaryota; Metazoa; Arthropoda; Arachnida; Ixodida; Argasidae. Gene Ontology annotation, molecular function: nucleic acid binding.